This is a messenger RNA of Pseudo-nitzschia multistriata, 2131 nucleotides long. The record is from the annotation of a GenBank genome assembly. NCBI's taxonomy places the organism in Eukaryota, Bacillariophyta, Bacillariophyceae, Bacillariales, Bacillariaceae.
CACCUUUUUGAUCUGAACGCCGCGGUCGACUAUCAACAAAUUUCCUAACGUCAAGCGAUAAAUCAUAUCCACUACCAACACAACUACUUGCCUGUAGGCAUUAUUUCUUGCAGCUUAGGCGCAAUAUACCGAUCGAACCGCAACGGCAUUGUAAGCUGGGGGUUGUGUAUUCCAGUACUUCGCAGCAACAAAAAUUAUUGGAGAGAUCCAAAUAAUCUGGUAUURUUUCUCGUUCGCCAACAAAAUUUUGGUAUUGGAACGAAAGAGGACAGCGAUGAAUCGAUAAGAUGUCGACGGUACAUUCGAGCCCGAUGGCGAAGUCAUCAGUGCCACAACGACGGGAUCGCCCAACAACGAAUGGCAUGAGUAGAGGCAGCAACCUCAAGACGAAUAGACAACAACCAGCAAUGCAAUACCCAAAAACACAAAGCCAGCAACCGCAACGCAAUUCCCCGCGCCAGAAAUUCCAUAGCCAAGUGAGACCGUUGAAGCAAGGACGAAGUACAAAUAGGAGACCAAGAAUCAAUGCAGCAGGUAGAACGAAUCGCUACCGAUCGCGAGCGAACAUGAGCAUGGAUACUAUACCGGAGGAAAACCCGAAAAGGAAAAAGAAGAAAUACCGAAAGAAGAAAGUUUUGAGGGCGUGGGUCCUUCCAGCAGUAUUUUUAAGUUGUCUUUGUAUCAUUUGGUUGGAGCAUUACAUUGGAAAGCUCAUAGGGCUCGAGGACUUCCGAGAGGUCUACCAGGAUCAGCUUAUUGAUCCUUUGGACAGACUAGCACAGGAUUUGGAUGUCUUGCGAGCGCAAGAAACGAGUAUUAUCGGGAAUCCCAUUUCCACCAGAGUCGUUGCUAAUAUUUCGUUCACACCUCGGGAUGGAAAUUGUCCGAAGGGACAACGAAGAAUGAUCAACAUCCAUAAUCCCAUGUCGCAUUCUGUUCGCGGGAGACUCAUUCCCAAGAUAGUACACCAGCAGGCGAAAACUAGGUGUCUGACAAUGCGAGUCGAUCGAGCCACGAUCAAGUGGGCCUUCCGACGGGUAAGAAUAAAAAUGCAUAUAUCGAUUCUUCGCCUAUCGUCGUAUGAAACUACGUCUCAAGUGGAUGCUCUGUUUUGCUUUUGUAGAUGUAUUAAGCUCACAGUUCCGAACCUACCUAUUCUUCGAUACCCUUGUGUUGAUAGUGGAGCUACUACAUCCACGACGAAGAGUCUAGAAGUCGAUUGUUCGAGAGGCAUUGCGGGAGCUCAUCGCGGAAAUGCGAGUUUCCGCUUUUGAAACAGAUUAUUUCCGAUUGUUUCGAGAAGAAUCGAGAGCGGCCCCGAUACCGUUCCUUGAGUAUCGAACUAUGGAAAUUCCUCAUUGUAAGUCCAUUGAUUGUUGUUCCGAGAAGAGAAUGAAUGUUGCCGUUCCUCCUUUUUUAUAUUUAUCUGUGUUUCGUUUGUUGUUUUUCGUAUGAUUCUUUUUAUUCCCAACGCACCAAACUAGCUAUGGGUUUUUGGCGGUGUYUAUGUCGAGCUAGGCUUCAAUCCCGUGACGUUUACUCCAUUAACCAUCCAGGACGAGGACGACGGAUUCCUUAUGAUCGACCCGCACACGGGAAAGCUGACUACGAAGAUAAUGGCUGUGUCACCAAAACACCCGAUMAUGUAUUAUGCCGUUCAAAUCCUCUUGCUGAUGAUCCUCUUGGGAGAAUCAUCGUCGUCGUCGCCAUCGUCRUCUUUUCUCGCAGGGACCACAAUCGACAACGCUGGUUCACACGCACUCAGUCGAGCCUUUCGGAUGUUUCAGGAAGGGCGAGAGGAAGAAAUAGGCCGCGAUACGUAUUUUUUCCCCGGAGUGUUCGAGGGUGUUUUCAACCGCACAGUUCGUGUGGUGGUUGGCAACGGGAUCAAUACCUUCAAUACAACUGAUGGAAGCARCAAACCAAACAACGAUGAUUAUGUGGUCUCGAUAUUCCGCAGCGACGAYGAAAAAGAACGAGAGUUUAGAAAAAUGGGAAUGAUGGAUGUUGCAGAAGCGAACAAMGACGAAGAKGACUCGGCGGAAUUGUUGCCAUGUCUUGUCGAGCUGCACCGUACACCAGACAUUUCUCUCMUAUGAAUCAAACUAGUGAACGGAUACUUAYUCUUGAG